AUGCGACCAAUACUCGCGCGAUCACUCACACGCGCCCGGAGCGCGCGAACCUAUCUAAACUGCCAGACAAUCCGUUUAUUAUCCAGUACCCCUCAACGCAGUAGCAGACUCCGCGCGCGCCUAGCAAUCCCACCUCCCUUUCCCGUUACCAAGACAUGCCCUGAACCAAGCUGCAAUUGUCCACCCACACCCGCCCUGCCGGAGGAUUUACCGAUCGAUCAUGAACAGGCCUUGAAUGGGACGAUGGCUGCUUACGCGCAGCAGAUUCUCGUCUGUACAGGACAACCAGACUGGACGAGUCGGAUCGAGGAUGAUGGCCAAAAUAAAGGCUGGGGCAACCUUGUGAGAGGAUUGAAGAGCCUGCUAGGUCGCGGCGGGCCUUAUCUUGAUCCUUUCAACAAUAUCUUGGUCACAAACUCAUCUAUCGCGCCAGCUGCAAACUCCUCCCCUACUUCCGCCUCGGCAUUCCUCUUCCCCGGCUUCAAAUACAUCCCCUCGAUACCCGUGCACACGAGCUCAUCGCCCGACCAGGCAACCGACCUGACAACCUUCGUACGCGCAUAUCUUCUUCCCGAACGACUCCACAACAUGCACUCCUCUCUCCCCGCGACCAAACAAUCAGAUAUGACCCGAUCCCCAGACCUAGCAUCAAACUUCCCGGGAGUAACCGAUAUCAAUCACUCUCCGACAGUGUUAAUAUGCGGACAUGGAGGUCGCGACAUGCGCUGUGGUGUCAUGGCCCCCGCCUUGGAAAGCGAAUUCAAGCGCGUGCUGCAAGCGCGAGGAUUUACCUCCGCGGGCAGUAGUGGAACCACGGUGGAUGACCCUAAACACGCUAAUAUUGGUCUGAUCAGUCAUGUUGGAGGACACAAAUAUGCAGGCAACGUGAUUGUUUAUAUCCCGCCGAAGAUGGCGUUGGGAACUUCUUCAGAGCCUCACCCGCUGGCGGGUAAGGGGAUUUGGUACGGCCGCAUUGAGCCGAAGCAUGUGGAGGGACUUGUCGAGGAGACUAUUCUCGGCGGAAAAGUGAUUACGGAUCAUUUCCGUGGUGGCAUUGACAGGAAUGCCAUGCAAUCCCUCGCACGACUCCGAUUAACCAGCGCCGUCGCGCCUGGCCGCAUUCACACGCGUCCAACCCUACGAGCCCUCUCACCAGUCUACACCCUAACCCGACUAUCCAGCACCUCAACCCGCCGACUGGACCUCCCCGCCCUCGACAAAAAAUGGCAAGCAAAAUGGGAAAGCGACCGCGCUGCGCCGCGCGAAACACCCAACGAAACACAGAAACCCAAAUCCUACAUCCUGUCCAUGUUCCCAUACCCGUCCGGCACGCUGCACAUGGGCCAUUUGCGCGUAUACACGAUCUCAGAUGUGAUCUCGCGGUUCUAUAAAAUGCGCGGACAUGAUGUACUUCAUCCUAUGGGGUGGGAUGCUUUUGGGUUGCCUGCUGAGAACGCGGCGAUUGAGAGGGGCAUUGAUCCUGCGGUGUGGACGCAUGCGAAUAUUUCGAAGAUGAAGGAGCAAUUGAGAUGUAUUUCGGCGGAGUUUGAUUGGGACCGGGAACUGGCAACGUGUGCCCCGGACUUCUAUGAACAUACUCAGCGCAUCUUUUUGAUGUUGUAUAAAAAGGAUUUGGCGUACCAGGCGGAAGCAUUGGUUAAUUAUGACCCUGUUGAUAAGACUGUUUUGGCAAAUGAGCAGGUUGAUUCCAAUGGGUUCUCCUGGAGGUCUGGGGCUAAGGUUGAGAAGUUGAAUUUGAAGCAGUGGUUCUUUAAGAUCACUGAUUUCAAGGAAGCACUUCUGAAAGACCUCGAUUCCCUUGCUGGGGGAUGGCCAGAGCGUGUUCUGUCGAUGCAGCGCAAUUGGCUUGGAAAGUCUUAUGGUGCUAAGGUCACAUUCCCUGUGACCAUCGGACGCGAAGGUGGUCAAGUCGAUGUGAAUGUAUUCACUACCCGUCCAGAUACUUUGUAUGGUGUGGAGUAUCUAGCACUUUCUUUGAAUCACCCUAUUGUGUUGAAGGCUGCCGGGAAAGACGAGGCACUUCGCAAAUUCCUGAGCGAAGCAUCGUCACUUGCACCGGACUCCAAAGCAGGCUACCGGCUGUCCGACAUUGAGGUGUCUCAUCCAUUGUGCAAGAUUGAUACAGAAACGCCCCACUUGCUGAGGAAGCUUCCUGUCUUUGUGGCUCCCUACGUCCUUAGCGACUAUGGCGAAGGAGCAGUUAUGGGUGUUCCGGGUCAUGACACCAGGGAUAUGUCGUUCUUCAAGGAAAAUGUAGACACCGACUCGAUCCCUGUUGUUAUCGAGGCCGAGCCAAGUGGCAACGAUGCAACCAACAGUGUCGUCCCAGCAUCGAACGCAAAAGCUUUCACGCCAGAGGGUUUCUUGACUUCGCGCUGUGGAAAGUACCAAGGAUUACACUCCAAGGAGGCGUCGAAACUGAUUGUCAAUGACCUGGAACAGGUCGGCCAGGCUGCGUUCGUCGAGAGCUGGCGCCUGCGGGAUUGGUUGAUCAGUCGCCAGCGAUACUGGGGUACGCCCAUCCCCAUCAUUCACUGCGGGGACUGUGGUCCUGUUCCAGUGCCCGACAAGGAUCUUCCAGUAAAGCUGCCAAAGAUCGAGGGAGAGUGGCUCAAGGGAAAGAAGGGAAAUCCUCUGGAAUCCUCAGAGGAAUGGCUCCACACAAAAUGCCCCAGUUGCAACGGUCCCGCCCGGCGCGACACCGAUACCAUGGACACCUUCGUGGACUCGUCCUGGUACUUCCUGCGGUUCUUGGACUCGGCUAACAAGGAAGCCCCAUUCUCUCCUGCAGCAAUGCAGCCAGUGGAUUUGUACAUCGGUGGUAUCGAGCACGCUAUUCUGCACCUUCUCUAUGCUCGAUUCAUUUACAAAUUCCUCUCUCAAUCUGAGCUGCUCCCAGCUACGAAAACUGAUGCAUCCGCAGAGCCUUUCAAAAUGCUCCUCAGCCAGGGUAUGGUCCACGGAAAGACCUUCACUGAGCCCUCGACAGGCCGCUUCCUUCUCCCAUCAGAAGUUGAUCUGACCAAUCCAGACAAGCCUUUGAUAAAGGGAACAACAGUCUCCCCUAACAUUUCUUUCGAAAAGAUGUCCAAGAGCAAGUACAACGGCGUAGACCCUACGACCACCACAUCAAAGUACGGCGCUGACGCUACUCGCGCGCACAUCUUGUUCUCCGCGCCAGUCAGCGAAGUCCUAGAGUGGGACGAAGCCAAGGUUGUCGGCGUCGAGCGCUGGUUCGGCCGACUCUGGAAACUUGUCCAAGACACCCAACACACCCUGACGGAGACAUCAUUCUCCCUCUCAGAAGCAGAUCUAAAAUCCUCUACCGGCCACGCCGCUCCCCUCCCAUCACCACUUCAGGACCUGAGUGAUUCCGACGCAGACGCAGUCCUAGCCACCCACAACACCAUCGCAUCCGUCACCACCUGCAUCGAAAGCAACCCCUACGGCCUGAACACGGUCAUCUCAGACUUAACCAAGUUGACCAACACCCUGGCAUCGAACCCCGCCUCCUCCCCUCUCAUAUUAUACCUAUCCGUCUCAUCCCUCCUCCGUCUUCUAGCCCCCAUCGCCCCAGCUUUAGCCUCUGAAUCAUGGGAAGUGCUGCACGCAACAAAUACCAUCUCUACAACACCUGUGCCAUCAGUCCUUUCAUCACCGUGGCCCAGCACCCUCCUCACAUCCGACCAAGCCGAAAUCCUCUCCUCUCGCGGCGGCCAAACCGUCGCCGUUCAGAUCAACGGAAAGCUCCGCUGUGCUGUGACUAUCCCGCGAAUGGAGUCUCAGUCACCGCAGGGCAAGAAUGCUCCUUCACAGGAAGAACAGGAUUGGAUUGUCAGUCGCAUCUUGGAGACUGCUGAGGGGAAAUCAUGGCUUCAGGAGAAGAAUGACUGGGAGAAAAGACGACGGGUUAUUGUUGUCAAGGGGGGGAAGCUUGUCAAUGUUGUUUUCUGA
Molecule: messenger RNA, 3975 nt
Organism: Penicillium griseofulvum
Lineage: Eukaryota; Fungi; Ascomycota; Eurotiomycetes; Eurotiales; Aspergillaceae
Product: leucine--tRNA ligase NAM2
Exons: 5
Coding region: 1-3975 (1324 amino acids)
Biological process (GO): mitochondrial translation; leucyl-tRNA aminoacylation
Cellular component (GO): mitochondrion
Molecular function (GO): ATP binding; leucine-tRNA ligase activity; aminoacyl-tRNA deacylase activity
Source: RefSeq, a predicted model, not a curated record